AUGUCGAGCUCGGUAAAAACACGCGACUCUGCACUUAACGCCAUUAAGCGGUAUAUGGCUAAGAGUGUGGACGAUGCCUUUACAAUGGAUGCAGAAAGCAUAAAGAGUUAUAUGCAACUGCUCAGUGAGCAGUGGACUCGCUUUAAUAGCGCUCAAGAUACGGUCGACAUUUCGUGUGGAAGUGAAAAUGUAGAUAUUGAAGAAAGUGUGCGAAUUCAAGCUGAGACGUGGUACUCUACAGCUUUAGCAAAUUUUAAUCGCGUACAGAAGUGUCGUGCCGAAGCGCAACCCGCGUCCGUGUCAACGCCUGUGUCUGCAGCAAUACGGCUGCCAAAGAUGGAGCUGCCUAAAUUCUCUGGGGACUCCACUGAGUGGAUCGGUUUUUUUGACGCAUUUUCUGCCUUGGUCGACUGUAAUGCCGCAUUGUCAAAAGGUCAAAAACUUCACUAUCUUCGUAGUUGUUUAAGGGGUGACGCGUUAAAAAUCAUAAGUGGUUUUAAAAUAUGUGAUGUUAAUUAUGAAGAAGCUUGGGACCUACUAAAAUCGCGUUAUAAGGUCAUGCGAGUUAUAGUUGAAGGACAUUUUAGAGCUAUGGCCAACGUAAAGAGAGCAGCUAGUGAUAUCGCUGACGCAAUUAAGGGAGUGAUCGACGCUUUCCAGCAACAUAUACGCGAGCUUAAGGCUUUGGGACGCCCAGUGGAAUUUUGGGACGGUUGGCUAGUGUACGAACUAGUCAAUAAAUUAGGCUUCGAAACACGAAAGCAAUGGGAGCUAUCACUUGUCACUGAUGAGCCUCCGACAUUCGAACAGCUGGCCACGUUUUUAGAAGUUAGAUGUCAUUCUCUAUCAAUGCUAUCAUCGUCAACGGUAUUAUUGCCAGCUAAGGGUAAAACCGCGUCGGUGUGUAAGUCUACGAAUGUGUUUCACGCAGUGCAAGAUCAGGACAGCACGGGCUGUACAUUUUGUAACGGGCCACACAAAAUAUACAGUUGUGAAAAAUUUCGGGACCUUGACGCAAACGGUAAGUCGAAAUUUGUGAGAGAAUCGCGCGUGUGCAUGAACUCCUUAAGUUUAGGCCAUUAUAAGGCAAAGUGUAACAGCACAUCUGCAUGCAGGAUUUGCCAUCAACGCCAUCAUACGCUGUUGCAUAAUGCUGUCGCUACAACUAACGCUACAACCGUUACUCAUUUCGUCAACAGCGCUUCUUUUAGGCCUUUCUCCCCCGCCGCAGACGUCAUGCAUCAAACGAACGUAACCGUUUCAUCCGCUAACGGGCCUUCCACAGACACCGCUGCUGCCUGUACGUCUUCACAUUUGAAUGUCAAUCCCAACCAGCCUCGUCCAAGAGAAAGAACUGUGCUGUUGGCGACCGCCUUAGUCAAGGUACGCGAUUGUUCUGGUCAUUGGCAACCCGCUCGCUUGUUGUUUGAUUCUGGUUCGCAUGCUUCUUUCGUAACCGAGUCAUGUGUACAACGCUUGGGAUUACCGCGAAGAGGGUCCGCAAUAUUAAUUUCUGGAAUUGGUUCCUCCCAAGGGAUACGCUCUAAAGGUGAAGUAUUGCUUUCAUUAUCAUCUCAUUUUUCAGAUCUAUGCUUUACUGUUGACGCAUUGAUUCUGCCUAAAAUCACAAGCGAUUUGCCAACACAGCCCUUGAAGGUUUCGGCGUGGCCGCACAUACAAGAUCUAUUUUUAGCCGAUCAGCACUUCAUGAAACCCGGGCGUAUCGAUAUCUUGGUCGGAAUGGACGUCAUGGGACAGCUCCUCUGCUCGGAGAUUCGUUAG
Messenger RNA from Anastrepha ludens (Mexican fruit fly), 1782 nucleotides. RefSeq lists its product as uncharacterized. The coding region runs from base 1 to 1782 and encodes 593 amino acids. NCBI's taxonomy places the organism in Eukaryota, Metazoa, Arthropoda, Insecta, Diptera, Tephritidae. The record is from RefSeq and is a predicted model, not a curated record. The transcript has a single exon.